GCAUGUGGGUUGCCUGUGGUUUUGGCGGGCUUUAAUUUCGCGCGCGUCACAUACUAAAAAAAGAAUUUCAUUUGAAUGAAAGCCAGGCGUUUUGAGAGGAGCUGUUCGAGAGGAAAAUGCUUCUCAUUGCUAAAAAAAGAUAUCUAAAAUUCCUUAAGUUUGCUUUAAUUUUCACGGCGGUUUUCAUUUGCCUUGAGCUUUUCUCGUCCAGAUCUUGCGUCGAAAGGAGGCGAGAUUUGAGUAGAGAGGAUCAUGGCCAUUUUUGGUCUUGGAUGUGGUCGUCAACAUUCUCAAAAGAUGACCCGAAGUGUGUCCAAUCUGAUCGUAUCAUAUUUUUAAAGACACACAAAACAGGGAGCAGUACAAUCACAAACAUCCUCAACAGAUUUGGCGACAAGAACAACCUCCUAUUCGCCUUACCCAAGUAUGGCUACUCAUUAAGAUGGCCUGCCAAGUUUCAAGUGUCUCACAUGGCUCCUCUACCUAUCCAACCGCAUAUUCUCGCCAACCACGCCCGUAACAAUCCACUUACUCUUUAUGAAGUAUUUCCAAAGACCUCAUGGAAGUACAUCACUAUCCUUCGCAAUCCGGUUAUGCAGUACGAGUCCUUGUUUCAUUUUUUCAAGUUUUCACAGUUACUAAAGGUCAAAGGACACCCAAAAGAGGCCUUGAGUAUGUUCCUACAGAGCCCGAGGUCUUACAAACCAUCUAAUCAUCAUACUAUAACUCACUUAGUUCGUAAUCCGAUGCUUUUUGACCUGGGCUUUGAAAAGGAGUAUUUUGAUAAUACUACAGCACUACAUGCCUACAUAGAUUUUCUGAAUCGGGAGUUUGAUCUUGUUCUCAUUAUGGACUACUGGGAUGAGUCAAUGGUUUUGUUAAAGAGGAGGUUGUGCUGGGAACUUGACGAUGUUAUCUACCUUAAACUAAACAGUCGCGUGAAUGAAGACAAGAGAGGGAACAUGAGUGAGUCAACAAAACAAAACAUCCUCAGAUGGAACCACGAAGAUGCAAUGCUCUUUGAGUUCUUCAACAAGUUGUUUUGGGCUAACGUGCGCGCCGAGGGACCCGAAUUUUACAACGAUCUCGAAGAACUCCAAAAAAAAAAGAAAGAUGUUCUGAAUAGGUGCGUCUUGAAGACUCGAAGUGAAGACGAAGCCUACAAUAAUCACUAUGUGCAGGGAUAUGUACUGAAAAACGUCACGGGAGCGGAUAAAAAACUGUGAUGAUUUGAGCAGAAACGAACUAGAUUUUCUAGAAUACAACAAAGAACAACAGAAGAAGCGUCUGUUACUCAUGCAAAAUAAAACCCCGUUCUAGUAUGUACACGGAGAUAAUUUGGGGUUUGGACACUGCAAGUUAGAUGGUGUGUCAGCGUCUCCGAUAAAACAGGAGAGGUCUAUUACUUUACAUAUCUAGCAUGCAGGCGUUUUUUUCCUACUGUCAGUUUAUCUUAACCAGGGCACCAUACAACUACUGUACUUUCUAAAAUGGUCAAAAUAAAAAAGUGCCUUGAUGGUU
Nematostella vectensis (starlet sea anemone) is the source of this 1521-nucleotide messenger RNA. RefSeq names its product galactose-3-O-sulfotransferase 3. Bases 117 to 1226 code for a protein of 369 amino acids. Gene Ontology annotation, biological process: glycolipid biosynthetic process. Gene Ontology annotation, molecular function: galactosylceramide sulfotransferase activity. The transcript has 2 exons. NCBI's taxonomy places the organism in Eukaryota, Metazoa, Cnidaria, Anthozoa, Actiniaria, Edwardsiidae. Gene Ontology annotation, cellular component: membrane. The record is from RefSeq and is a predicted model, not a curated record.